UAAAAUAAUAACAAAUAUUAGCGUUUGCAUACUCAAACAAAAAACAUUUAUAUCAAUUUCAAAUUCCUUUAUCUUACGGACUUCGUAUUUAUUAAAAUUACCCAAAACAAUUCAAGUGAACGUGCUAAUGUAUUAUUACAUUAAAAAGUUUAAUUAACGGUGAUUCGGACAAGCUUAUAAUUAAAGCGGUUGUAAAUUGUUUAAAGUUGUUAUUAACUGACGUAAUCAGGCCGUGACUUCAUCGGUACAUGCCGUCGGCUUUUAACGAAAGUGGUUUCCUUGCGGGCUCGAAAUCGGGGCGGCGAUUAAGGGGAACUUUCAAAAGUGAUUCGCAAUUUCCUAUGCGAGUGAGCGGGGAUGAGUGUGCAAGUUCUGGCGUAGCGGGACAGGCGAGCGCAGUUCGGGCGAUUGGGACUUGCCGAUGUAAUUUAAUUAAAAUAAACAAGCAUGAACGACCCGUGGGACGUGAAGUCCCGCCUGUCCGGCCAGUAUGUGUCCUGUAUGAAGAUAAAUGGAGUGCCACUGCUGCCACCACUUCUUUCCAAAGAAUGUCGGAAAGAAAUGCAAUACUACAAACUUCUUGCUAAAGAGGUUGAAAAACGGAUAACAGAGCUGAAACCCUAUGUCAGUGAUGAAGACUGCACUCAGGACGACACUGAAGCCCCUGAACUGCCACCAGAAUAUGAACACCCCGAGCUGUCCGCCCAUGAAAUCCUACAAGUGUUUGACAGCAAUGUCACAGUCUUCAGACAAGAUAAAGCAAAUUUAUCCCCCUCUACUAACUCCCCAGACUUGUGCAAUAGUGUUUCGUCCAGUAAUGGGUCACCCAUUCUGCAAAAAUUCUCAGUAAAUAGCCUUCAUGUAGUCAGUAAGAGCAAUAAAACUACGAGCACUUCACACACGCCACAGCCUAUUGAGCCUCCUGAACGAGAUAUUAACACUACUCCUAAGAAAGUUUCGAAAGUUGAACAUGGAACUGAAGAUGAACUUUGGUUUGAUGGCAAAAAGCCUGAAAGACAAAUAAUUGAUCUGUUGAAAGUCGCAUUUGACAUUAGUAAAAUGGAUCCCCUUUUAUCUGGGCCCUUUCCUGACAUGACUAUGACAGAUGGACCUUCUUCCCUCAGUUCUAAAAGUUUUACCGGCUCUCUGAAUAAUAUCCACAGCGAGAGCGUCAAAGAUGCGCCUCGUUUAGUUCGCCAACGCUCCUAUACAGUCCUCAAUCCGAGUCCGCAGCUUCUCGCUCAUUUAAAAGUGCAGUCUCUGAGCACUGGAGUGGAAGUUACCUCCAUUUCCAUGAGUGACUCAUUAUCAAACCUAGCUACACCAAAGAAACGGAGGAGUUGGGACUUGGAGUCAGCUAAAAUCAAAUGGUCAUCCAUGGCACAUGAGCUGAGGCAAAAAACAACACAACCUAAACCGAGUGAAAGCAAAAUGUUAUCUAAAUCUGCAGUUAAAAAACCUCAGCAAACUUCGAUCAGAUCUAAGUCUGUAUGCGAUAAGCCGAGACGAGCCAGUUUGCCUGGAAAAACUCUAAAAUCCGAACCUGUGCAAAACCCUAAAAAAUGCAAUCCAAGUCCAUAUGCCAAAACAAAUUCUACAAGUGCAAAAGAACCAAAACCGGUCACCAAUAAUCAACCUUCACCAAAAAAACUCAUAUCAGAAUGCGAAGACCCGCAAGUAAAGUAAAAGAGUUGUACGAGAGGAUUCAAAGUCAGCAGAUACAGCAGAUGGCAAAUUUAGUCGAGAAGCAAAAGCGAGAGCAAAUGUUGCUUCAGCAAGCUUUCGACGAGCAGAACAGAAUACUGUACCGACAACUGAAAACUAUCUGCCCCAAAUCGCCCGUCGAAGCGAAAGCCGCGUGGGCCGACAAAGUGGACCGCGGCCCCGUCAGUCUGAGCCAGUUAAUAAACCAUAAGUCACCCGACUCCUUGACUAGCACUCUGACGGACACCCACAAUAAUUUAAGCAAGUGCGCCGAAGUUUUAAAAAAGAGUAAAGAUAUCACAUGUAGUAUAAAGAAACAGAAUCAAGUCGAAAGCGGUACAGGUGGUAGUGAAACGCGCACUCACUCACCUAAGCGGACGAGAACUUCUAGAAAGCUAAGUUACGAUACGUCUUCGGACAGAGAGUUCGAGCCGGUACUGACGGAUCGAACGAGCGACACGCUGGCGGGGCUGAACGUGACCUUCACGUCGGACAGCGACGAGCCCACCUUCAUGGAGAAGCAGGCGCUGGCAGGCGGCGCGGCGGCGGCGCGCAGCGGGGACAACUCUGCGAAGGUGACGGCCCGUAGGCCUGUCGUCACCAGGCUGCCACCGACGCCUGAACAGUUGGCCGCGUCCUCCAUCAUAGUGGCUCACGCGAAGGGCUACCUCGUGCGUCGCUUGCUGCGUACAGAGAGGGUGCAGGCUACCGUCCAGACGAUUAAAGACGCCCUGCUGUGUGCGUUGCAAAUGCAUCAGGAUAGAGCGGGGAUCAGAGGGGCUGAUGUGGACUUGCACCGACGGCUUAUUCAGCAGAUAACAGCGGCGUGCUACUCGCUGCACGACACAUUCGUGGCCAGCACGUCGGCCGAGCGUUGCGCGCUCAUCGCGGCGGACCGCGAGCGGCGGUGGCAGAAGCCACUCCGGCCGCACAGGACGGACGUAAUGUCGCAAAGCCACAGCGGCGCGUUUCCGGCGCGCGCGCCGCGGCCCAGCUCGCACUCGCUGAUGACGCAGUCCAACUACGGUAACGCACACUAAAUGACACACUGUGGAGAGACGUUUAGCGGCACGAAGCUGAACUCGCGUUACAUGCCGUCCCCGCGGCGCCGCCCGUGGCGCUGACGACCGCUGUGCUUCUCGCAACUCUGCUUCCCUGGUACCUAGCAUACAGUGUAUUCCUAUUUGUACUUGCUUGAGACAAAAGUAUAUUCAGCAAUUCACGAGAAUGUCCUUUAGGAAUACGUUUGCCAUGUAUGGCAGCUACUCAAUCGAAUCAGUGAAGCUCGAGAAAAUAGGUACUGCCAAUUUGUUGACUAAGUCAUGAAAGAUUGUCAGGCACAAAAUCGCUCUUAGCGUUUUCAGAAGUAUUAGGAGAAUUGUAUUUCGUGAAGGACAUUCUCGUGGAAUGCCCCAAUUACUCUAGACAUUCGACUGAAUUUUAAUGCCAAGACGCUCAUGCUCACAGUGCGCGCCGUAAUGCUUCUCACGACUCUGCUUCCCUAAACGAUUAGAUAGAGAUCCUUUGAGUUCCUUAGGUCUAAAUUUUGCAGCCGAAAAACCAUCUUGAUAUUUAUGAAAUAAUAGAACGGAAUUUGGAUUGUCAAAUCGAACGAAAAUAUGUCGUCUACGGGACUUAAGGUUCUGUAACUUACGAUCUUCGGUUGGCUAAAAACUCGAUGCAUUUUAUUUCGGAAACGGCUUUAACCCAUUUCCUGACACAGAUUUAUCAAGCAUUGUUAUUAAAAUUUUAACCUAUUCAAACCGCAAUGAAGAUAAAAUUAGACUGGACUUUCACUUUGUAACUCGUCUUUAAAUCUCCAAAGUGAAAAAGUUUGUAUUUUCCGGAACAGUUAUUUAGAUUAAGUGCUUGGAAAAGGGUUAAAAUGACUGUUAAUUUAUUUAUUCUAUUGAAUACGAUAUUUCUUAUGAGAUUUUUAUUAUCAUAAAUAUUUAAUGCAAAAGAUCUCAUUGCUUCAGAUUGGUUUUGAAACAUCGCAUUUAUUUUGAAGUAUUUUAUUGUCAGCUAACUUAUUUUUAAAAUUUAUAGAAACUUUUUAGAUAAUUCUAGAUUUAUUUUUCGAGUAAGGUGCUGUACCUAAGUUGUCACAAAAUAAUGUCACAUUAUUAAAAAAAAAACAAAAUGCGCAUUUCAAACACCUAAGUAGCAAAAUUUAAGUUUAACGAGAGAUUAGUGGCAAAACUGUAACUGUUAUCAUUAGUUGUCAGAGCGGACCCCAGGCUCCCAUGAGCCGUGGCGAAUGCCGGGAUAACGCAAGGAGGAUGAUGGCUGUAGGUAUAUCAUGUCAUGUAUUAUGUAUCGUAUAAUCAAUCGUUUCGACGUGUCUCUCUAUUAUUAUAAAAGACAUUGUAGUUCUCUAAUAUUUUAUGCCUUUAAGUGAUACUAUUUUAUGGCUGUAAAAUGUUUCUAUAGCGAAACUUCCAAAAUUAUGUGCCUAGCUUAACGCACGAAUUGUAGUUUUAUUAUCGGGAUGUAUCACAAAAUUAGAUGUAAAACUUGCCUUAAAUUUAAUAAUAAUUGUAUUUUGGUGAAACCGAAAUUCGUUUUAGGCUUUUGGUGAUUUUAUAUCGUAUUGCACUAUUUGCUGAUAAAAACGACUGAUCUGACAAGGUCUCGUAAAAUUUUUCAACUUUCUUAGAUUUAUCUUUUAUCUUCAAGUAUUUUUGAUCUUAUACCUAUUACGACAUCGGAUUAGAGAGAGUAAAAUGUAAUGGAGCUCUAAUAUCGAUAAACUCGGUUAUCGAUAUUUUUUUCUACAUGAGACGACGAAGUAAAAAAAUAACUCAUGUCAUUAAAUAACGCUCUCUAAAGUCUUAAUUUCUUUGAAAUCACAAUUUUUAUUUAAAAAAUGCAACUAAUUCUCUAGUCAUAUCUUUUUAAUAUCACAGUGGGAGAUUUUAACUUGUCUAUAUAUAGUGUCUAACAACAUCAUGUUAAACUCAAAUGUAUACUGUGUCCUGUAAUUUUAGAAGGGGAUAAUGCCAAAAUGUAUGUCUAUGAGCUUGUACGUAACUUUUUAUAUCUUGACAACGCCUGUACGGUUUUCUAUAACCCGUUUGAAUAUGAACCCCCUAAAAAGUGAGAUUAUUUUGUAAUAUUAUUGUGAAACAAUUCUGCAAUAAAAGUAAUUAUAUGUACUGAAA
Messenger RNA from Leguminivora glycinivorella, 4868 nucleotides. RefSeq lists its product as uncharacterized. The transcript has 6 exons. Gene Ontology annotation, cellular component: centriole. NCBI's taxonomy places the organism in Eukaryota, Metazoa, Arthropoda, Insecta, Lepidoptera, Tortricidae. The record is from RefSeq and is a predicted model, not a curated record. The coding region runs from base 1662 to 2744 and encodes 360 amino acids. Gene Ontology annotation, biological process: regulation of cytokinesis; centriole replication; centrosome duplication.